Molecule: messenger RNA, 1290 nt
Organism: Cokeromyces recurvatus
Lineage: Eukaryota; Fungi; Mucoromycota; Mucoromycetes; Mucorales; Mucoraceae
Exons: 7
Coding region: 19-1077 (352 amino acids)
Biological process (GO): centrosome localization; chromosome segregation; establishment of mitotic spindle orientation
Cellular component (GO): kinesin complex; centrosome; kinetochore
Molecular function (GO): microtubule binding
Source: RefSeq, a predicted model, not a curated record
CAAAUAAAUCAUUUUACAAUGACGAAUGAUAUUUCCUCACGCAUCAUGCAAUUUAACUCUGCGCAAGAAGAAAUAGAUUACUGGCGAUCUCAUGCAGAAAAUCUUGAAAACACUUUACAAGAUACAAGAGCUGCUUUAGAUGAAUUUCAAGUAUCCUCACGUGAACUAGAAGAAGAACUUGAAAAAGAAUUACAAGCAACCGAAAAAGCCUACAUUGAUUUAAAGUCACGUUGUGAACAUUACAAGAGAGAUGCAGAAGAUUGGAAGGCAAAAUAUACAGAAUCAAAACAUGAACAAAAUAUCACAAUGGUACAGAUGCAGCGAGAAAUUGAUAUUCUAAGAGCAACUGAGGAAUCAUUUCGAAAGAAAAUUCUUGAAUUGGAAUUAGAUAAUGAUGAUCUAGAAAGAACAGAAAGAGCUGCUACAUCCUCAUUAACCGAUCUUGAAAUGAAGUUAAAUAAAGCUAUAGAACGAAAUGUCAUACUUGAAAACGAAAUUCAGAUAAAAGAUAAUCUGAUGGAACAAAUACAAAGAUUAAAGGAUGAAUUAAAUGAGGUAAAUCAAGAAUUAUCAGUUCUACGAAAACAGUCAACAAAACAGUCAGAAUAUAUUAUGGAGUUGGAACAUAAAGUAGAAGAUGCGGAAAAAAAGAAUAGGAAGCAACAACAAUUACAGCAGAAUAGAUCACUUACACCUGAAUCAGGUACAGGCUAUUAUGAGUCUUAUUCUCGAAACAGAUCUACUCGUAUACCCCGCACACCAACGACUGGAUCUUUCUCAACUUCUUCAAAUCCUGUUAAAAUGGUUCAAGAGAUGGUGGGACGUGUUAGAAACUUGGAAGCAAGAUUACAAUCAUGUCGCUCUUUGGUUACACCACUUUUAAACCCACCUCCUUCAUAUAGUUCAUCCAAUUACAUUCACAGUAAUAGAGAUUCGCAUUUAUUUUCAACAGGUAGUCGUUCUUCUUCUCCAGAUACAAGCAGCAUUCACUCUGGAAGUCCUAUGAACUUUUCGAAUAUUAAAGCUAGAAGACCCUCUGAAUAUAUGAAAUUGGAUUUAGAUACCAACGAUGAAUAAAUGAACAGUAAUUCAAUUAUGUUUACAGUUAAAUGUGUUUUAUAGAAAUAUUUGAUUAGGUAAUUUAUAGCUUCCUCUUUGUCUUUUUUUUUCUCUUAUGUAAUCGUCCCUUGUUUUUUUAAAAAUUUCUAAUAAUUAUAUUAGAUAAUAGCACUCUAUUUUUCUUGAAAAAAUAAAUAAAAAUAAAUAACAUACACAAUAAUUGGAAUAGGC